UCGCACCUUUCAUAAUAAAUAUGCGGCUCUGCAUCGGUACACUGGAACAGCUCAUGUGCUCGUGAGUGCCAGAAUAACACACUGAACACACAGCCGCCUUUGAAUAAUCUAGUCUUCCGUCUGUGGAUGUACUCAGUGUGGUGUCCCUGACGCGGACGAGAGCAGCAGAGGCUGAAAUCCCGCCCCGGAGCAGAGACACACGGCACGGGACCGCGGCGGAGUGACACUGGCCCCGAUGGCCAAGAACACGCUGUCUUCGCGCUUCAGAAAGGUGGACAUUGAUGAAUUCGACGAGAAUAAAUUCGUGGACGAUCACGAUGAGGCUGCCGACCAGCAAGGACCUGAUGCGCUGGAAGUCAACAACCUUCUCAGGCAAGGGGACACAAUGUCAGCACUUCACAUUGCUCUUAGGAAUCCUCCAAUCAACAGCAAGAACCCAGCAAUAAAGGAAAGAGCACAGACUGUGGUAUUGAGGGUUCUGACGUCAUUUAAGAGCAGUGAUAUUGAACCCGCUGUUAAAUCUCUCGACAAGAACGCCGUUGAUCUUCUCAUGAAGUACAUCUACAAAGGCUUUGAGAGGCCUACAGACAAUAGCAGUGCCAUAUUGUUGCAGUGGCACGAAAAGGCAUUUGCUGCUGGAGGACUCGGCUGUAUAGUUCGCGUUAUGACAGCUAGAAAGUCCGUAUGACCACCCGACCAGACCUGGAAAUAAUGUCGCCCAGAGACCCAGAGGACAAAAGGCAGGUUUGCCUGUUACAGGACAGAAGAAUAAGAAGAGAGCACUGUUUUGAAUGCUGCUGUCUUGAUGAGGAACAAAAUGAACUGCAAAUGGUAGAGAAAGACCGAAGCACUCGUUUCAAACUGAAAAAAAUAUAUAUUAAUGCUUGUGUAAAAGUGAAGUGACGUUCAUAUGCCAAUACAUCAUAAAUUAAUCUAUGAUAUACUGGCGUCAAAAAAAAACAAAAAGAUUUCAGUCAGUGGUUUUGUGUGUGUGGGGUGGGGGGGAAAGAAGUGCGUGUGUGCGCGCUGAGAGCAACACUUUUACAGUCAGGUGAAUGUGAGACAUGCGGUUGUUGUUUGGUUUGAAGUGUUUUCUGUGCUCAAAAAAAAAAGUUUGAAUUAAUCCAUUUUAUUUUCUUAUUUUAUUUCACAUCUUUGGUCCCAUACUCUUGAUUUUUGUGCAGAGAUUUAAUAAUGGAACCAGUGAUGUACACCAAAGGGGAAACAUGGGGAUCAUUGUAAAGUGCCUGCUACAAUAAAGUAAAUGGAUCUCC
Danio aesculapii is the source of this 1274-nucleotide messenger RNA. It is a transcript of the gene arpc5lb, whose product is annotated as actin related protein 2/3 complex, subunit 5-like, b. The transcript has 4 exons. Gene Ontology annotation, molecular function: actin filament binding. The coding region runs from base 236 to 688 and encodes 150 amino acids. The record is from RefSeq and is a predicted model, not a curated record. Gene Ontology annotation, cellular component: cytoplasm; Arp2/3 protein complex; actin cytoskeleton. Gene Ontology annotation, biological process: Arp2/3 complex-mediated actin nucleation; cell migration; regulation of actin filament polymerization. NCBI's taxonomy places the organism in Eukaryota, Metazoa, Chordata, Actinopteri, Cypriniformes, Danionidae.